Molecule: messenger RNA, 678 nt
Organism: Caenorhabditis briggsae
Lineage: Eukaryota; Metazoa; Nematoda; Chromadorea; Rhabditida; Rhabditidae
Gene: Cbr-tpk-1
Product: Protein CBR-TPK-1
Exons: 5
Coding region: 1-678 (225 amino acids)
Biological process (GO): thiamine metabolic process; thiamine diphosphate biosynthetic process
Molecular function (GO): thiamine diphosphokinase activity; ATP binding; thiamine binding
Source: RefSeq, a predicted model, not a curated record
AUGAGCACAUCGGUGUGUAUUUGGUUGAACGGUGAGCCGACGGCAAUUGGGAAACGGGCUGAAAAUCUGUGGAAUUCUGCAAAAUAUCGAGUGGCAACUGAUGGAGCGAUUAAUGCGAUUCUGAAGAGAAAAGAAUCCGUCGAAUGGCCACACGUCAUCUGUGGAGACUUCGACUCCAUGGAAGCUGGAAUAGACACUAGAAAUGCAAAGCUACUCCAUCUACCCGAUCAAGACCACACGGAUCUCACGAAAACGAUACAGUGGUGUUUGGAGCAGUUAUCUGAAAAUCAGUGGAAAUUCGAAGGAAUUCUGGUGCUGGGUGGACUCAAUGGCCGAUUCGAUCACACAAUGUCGACGUUAUCCACGUUGAUUCAUUUUCUAAAAGCAAUGACUCCAAUAAUAGUCGUCGACGCCUACAAUAUGGUUUUAGCGCUUCCACAAGGCACAUCUGAAAUCCACGUGGAAUUGGAGAAGACGUCGAAAAUGUGUGGAGUGAUUCCGAUAACACAGAAAGAGACGAUUGUUACGUCGAAAGGAUUGAAAUAUGAAAUGGCUAAUCUACCCCUUGCCUUCGGAAAACUGAUCAGCACGUCGAAUGAAGUGACCAUUAAUCAAAUCUCACUACAAUCUACAGCACCCCUAAUUUUCACAAUUGAACUAAUUCAUAAUCAAUGUUAA